Molecule: messenger RNA, 4418 nt
Organism: Mus musculus (house mouse)
Lineage: Eukaryota; Metazoa; Chordata; Mammalia; Rodentia; Muridae
Gene: Etfbkmt
Product: electron transfer flavoprotein beta subunit lysine methyltransferase
Exons: 4
Coding region: 3546-3932 (128 amino acids)
Biological process (GO): negative regulation of fatty acid beta-oxidation
Cellular component (GO): mitochondrial matrix; cytoplasm; protein-containing complex
Molecular function (GO): protein-lysine N-methyltransferase activity; heat shock protein binding
Source: RefSeq, a predicted model, not a curated record
UCGAAAGAGGGCGGAGCCGGUGCGUAAGCCCUUCGGUCCGGGCGGCCCCGCGUUCCGCGUCUCAUUGGUUCCAAAUUUCGCCGCCUUCACGUACCCACUACGCUGUGUAGUUAGAGCCACGGGCUCAGUCUUCCUCUCCCGAAAAAGGAGACCUACCGUACUUGUUUUUUUUUUUCUCCUGCACGUGAAGGGCGAGUUCCACUUGCUGAUCGAAUAAAGUCAGGUUUUGAUAUUUCUCCACUGCUACCUGUUGAGCUCAGAAGUUUUUAAACUCUUGGCAGAGAAAACUGAAUCCAAUCAAGAACCUUUAGACAGUAAUGCCAGUUCAAUCAGAGAUCCAGAAAUUCCAGUGUCAAUUAAGUGGAAAGAUGGACCCUCAUUCUAUCUGCUUGGGAAACAGUCCUUAUUAAUAGCAACACUGACAGAACCUGAGGUUUGGAGAUGUACUAAUGGCUUUCAGCCUGUGUUGGAAAGCUCCCAGGAGCCCAUGGAGUUUCCUGCAGGCUGUGAACAAUGGGUCUCCCCUGUUUCUCUGGAGGACAGUGGGGAGCUGUUUGGAUCCUAAGAUGAAAGCCUACCUGGAAGAGAACACUGAAGUCACCAGCAGUGGUAGCCUUACCCCGGAAAUCCAGUUACGGCUUUUAACCCCCAGGUGCAAGUUUUGGUGGGAAAGGGCUGACCUGUGGCCCUACAGUGAUCCCUACUGGGCUAUUUACUGGCCAGGAGGCCAGGCUCUGUCUAGGUAUGUUUCAUUGAAAUAUCGAAAAUCCUUCCUUUAUGCACCCAUCCCCACCUCCAUUUCAUUCUCUCUGGCCCCAUAUCAUAGCAGCAGAACCAGAAAGCCGCUGAGGCCCAUGCAAGUCCCAACUUUUAUAUGGUUUGGAUUGCCAUCCUUCUGGUGAAGUAGAAGAGGAUUUGUCUUGUGGGACAACAAAGUCAUCUCCAAAAAGAUGGCAUAUAGUUACCCAUGAUAGCAGGACCCUGUAAUCCUGUCACUUAGAGGCUGAGGCAUGAGCCUAGGAGUUCGAAGCUAUCCUGAGAUACGGAACAAUGCUUUCUUAAAACAUUUAAAUAGUCUCUUGUGCUCACAUACUUGACUUUGGCACUGCCACAGAGAGGAAGACAGAUGUCGAGGCCUCUUGAGUCUGGGUUUUUAGCUGAGACUAAGUGAGAAGACAGGGAUUGUCAACAAAACAGAGAGGGCUGCACUACAUCCAGAACUGGUCACUGUUAAUUUAGCUUGGCUUCAUGACAAUCAUAGAUGUGGAUAUCUUCGUAACAAAAUAGUUCUCUUCACACCUGCCCUGGGCAACCUUUGCUGUCAACUCCAAUGAAUCUGGAGUUACCCUCAAGACACACCUCUUGGCAUCUCUAUGAGAUAGAGUGCUUUUCUUAUGUUUUCUAUUGCUGUAAUAAAAACAUAACCAAAAGCAACUUGGGAAAGAAAAUGUUUAUUUCAUUUUACACUUCUAGGUCAAAGGAAUCUAUCAUCAGGAAAGUCAGGGCAGGAACUCUAGGCAGGAACCUAGAGGCAGGAAAUAAAGCAUAGUCCAUGGAGGAGCCCUGCUUACUGGCUUACUUCUUGAAGCUUGCUCAGUCUGCUUUCUUAACACCAUACAAGAUUACCUGUCUGGCACAUUGCCCCCAAUAGGCUGGGCCCUCACAAAUCAAUCAUUAAACAACAAAAAGAGUCUCUUAGGCUUGCUCAUAGGCCACUCUGGUAGAGUCAUUUUCUCAACUGAGUGUCCUCUUUCGCACUUGCCUUUAGCUAGUGUCAAGUUGACAAACUAGCCAGGAAAGGAUAUUUUCAAAGAUCUUUAACUGAGGAGGGAAAGCCCACCUUGAAGUGGGUGACACUUCUAAUUGGAUUGCACUCUGAAUACAAGAAGGAGAAAGCUAGCUGAAUCGUAGAAUCCCUUUUCUUCAUAGUUUGUCCCGAGAGCAUCUUUUUUUUUUUUUUUUAAGACUUAUUUAUUUUUAUUUAUAUGAGUACACUUAGCUGUCUUCAGACACAUACCAGAAGAGGGCAUCAGAUCCCCUUACAGAUGGUUGUGAGCCACCAUGUGGUUGCUGGGAAUUGAAUUCAGGACCUCUGGAAAAGUAGUCAGUGCUCUUAACCGCUGAGCCAUCUCUCCAGCCCGAGCAUCAGUCUUAUACUCUUGCUGCCACAGGUCCCUACUGCCAUCCACAAUGAUAGAUUGCAUCUUCAAACUGUGAUCCCUCAAAAUAAACUCUACUUCCCUUAAAAGUUUCUUGUCAAGUAUUUGUUUACAGCAAUGAGUCAUAUUCCCCCCACCCUCAGGGUCUUACUAUAUAGCCCUGGCUGUCCUAGAACUCACAGAGAUCCACCUGCCUCUGCUUCCUGUAUGCCACUAUUGCCCAGCUUCCAACCUUUUUUUUUUUUUUUUUUUGACUUACCUAUUUUGUGUCUGAGUGUUUUGCCUGAAUGUUAUAUCUGCACUUCAUGUGUGUGCCUGGUGCCCAUGAAAGUCAGAUAAAGGCAUCUGAUCCUCUGGAACUUGAACUUGAAUCUUCUGCAAGAGUACCAAGUGCUCUUAACCACUGAGCCAAUUCUCCAUCACUGAGCUAACUCUCCAGCCUUCCUACUAACUUUUGUAACACAUACCUUGACCCAAACUCUUGUUUUUAUAGCAGUUUGGUCAUUGCUUUGUUGCAUAGUUUUAUUGCCAUACACGAACUUAAGGCAUAACCACAGAUUAAGAUUCCACCCCUCAAGAAACUCUAGUAUGAGCUAUUAAAGAACCUACAUGGUCAUAAAAGAUCCAUGUCUUACUUUGUGCUCAGAUUCAUGUGCAUAUCAACAAUUAGUACAGAGUUCCUUGAUGGAUCCUAAAGACCCAGCCCUUCAAAGACCCUGCUUUAUUACUAUAAAUGCUGCCUGCUUGUAGCAUUGGCUCUUCAGCACACAGAAGCUGAUCACUUGGGAUUUUCUCUUUGGCGGCUCAUUUUAGGUGGGUCCUGCAUUUGAUUCAAUUUAGCAUCAUCCAUCUUGUUUUUUCAUAUAGUUGCAACUAUACUUUUUGUUAGGAAACAGUAGCAGAAACAAAGGCAAACACUUUUAGUAUGUCCAUCUCUUUGCUUUAGCGUUUAUCUUGAUUUCAUCUGAUUGUCUUAAGGAUGUAGAGCUGUCAGACAAAAGGUCUUCUAUUUUCCAGGAAUAGUAUUGUUACUGCUACAGGCCAGGUAGGUUCUCUACCAUCAGAAAAAGGUUAUAUUUAGUUGCUUUGUGUGUGGAAGUACAGGUAUACUGUGGUGUGCAUGUGAAGGUCGAGAGGACAACUUGCAUGAAUUGUUUUUUUUUCUACACUAUGUUGAACUCAGUUCACCAGACUUCCAAGCAAGCACAUUUAUCUACUAAACCAUCUUGCCUGUUUUUGUUUUAAUGCUUCUUACUCUCAUUUUCCAUACCUCAGCUGUUUCCUCCUUCCUAAUUUAGGUAUCUUUUGGAUAACCCUGCUGUUGUUAGAGGAAAGUCUGUCUUAGAUCUUGGGAGUGGAUGUGGAGCUACAGCCAUUGCUGCCAAGAUGAGUGGAGCAUCAAAGAUCUUGGCCAACGACAUAGACCCCAUUGCAGGAAUGGCGAUUACACUAAAUUGCAAAUUAAAUGGACUGAAUCCUUUUCCUGUUUUAACUAAAAACAUUUUGAAUACCCAACAAGGUAAGUUUGAUCUCAUUGUUCUUGGAGAUAUGUUUUAUGAUGAAGACCUUGCAGACAGUCUUCAUCUGUGGCUGCAGAACUACUUUUGGACCCAUGGAACCCGAGUACUGAUUGGUGACCCUGGGAGGCCCCAGUUCAGUGGACAUAGCAUUCGGCAUCAACUGUACCAACUAGUAGAAUACACACUUCCAGAGCCAACUCAGCAAGAGAACAAUGGACUGACCACAAGUGCUGUAUGGGAUUUUCAUCCCUGAUUUGUUAAAGUGCUUUCAAGUAUGAAUAUAGUUCUGUUUGUGUUAAGUUCUAAAAAUAUCCUCUGUAGGAGGUAUUCAACAGUUUAAAGAAUGCAAUUCAGUGGCUUGUGGUGGAUUGGGCCUUGAAUACUACCACUUGGGAGGCUGAAGUAGGCGCAUCUCUGUGACUUUGAGGACAGCUUGGUCUAUAGUGAGUUCAAGGACAGCCAGAGCUAUAUAGUAAGACCCUGUUCCAAAAAUAGAUAGAUAGAUAAUAAAGUAAAUUUCUUCAUUCCUUUGCUGUGACACCUUGAAUAACUGUAUGGUUUAUUAAAGUUAGUUAUGGUUAUGUUCCCAUUUCACAUACCAAGGUGUCAGGAUUUUAUAACAAAGCACUCUAUCAUAUACAAUUGCAUAUGUAGAAGGUAUAUUUAUAUAUGUAUGUAUGUAUGGAUGUAAUAUAUAUAAUUUGCUUCAGUAUUAAUAAAAUAUCUCUGGAAAGAUAAA